Molecule: messenger RNA, 1005 nt
Organism: Bradysia coprophila
Lineage: Eukaryota; Metazoa; Arthropoda; Insecta; Diptera; Sciaridae
Source: RefSeq, a predicted model, not a curated record
AAUUUUGACGUUAAAUUUACAAUCAAAACAACUGUUUAUUUACUAAAGUUUCGUUUCCGUGCAAAAUGAAGUGAUAAAAAUUCAAUUUAAUCAUUAAAUAAAUUAAUAAAGCUUUAAUCGUUCGUUGAAAGCAAGAAAACAGUUGAUGAACAAUGACAACUGAUAGCACCAGUGUGGAUGCGCUACGUAAAAAUCAAUUGAAUGAUUUCCAACAUGAAGCAUUGGAAAAUAGUGCCCUUUUAUCAGAUGUAUCUACAGUAAACUCAAGAGAGUUUAUCGAGAAAACUGAUGAUAUUUUGGCCUCUACGAGUAAGUUAACCAUUAAUUUGCUUGAGAAGGACUGUUGCAACGAACCAUUCACACGCAAUGGCGUUAAAUCCGUAUUUCACAUACUGAAUCGAGAGGGUGAACAUGUUUUUACAAUAGGCCAAUGCCCUGCGAGUCACAACGUUCAGAGUACUGUUAUUUCUAAUUCAGUGGGCUACGGUGUAAUGUCCUUCACCACAAGUGGAAUUUUUAAUAAAGUGUGCGAUGUAGACGGUGCUGGUCUAUUGAGUUUUACACAAAUACAACAUUUCCACGGUGGCUACACAUUGCGGGAUCCUUAUAAGGAUCUGGUUAAAAUUCGUUCCGGAUGGAUCCCUUUUUGUACUUGCUGCCUCAACCAAAUCUCAUCUACUUCUAUGACAAUUACCGAUUUAGAUGGGACGCAUAGUGGCAGUAUAGUUUUCGAGAAACUGAAUUCGGCACUAGGUGGCAACACUUUGAGCAUAAAUUUUAUACCAAAUCUCAACGCAAAGGCAAAGUACAUGCUGCUUGCGGCAAGUAUUAGACUUAUAAGCGUCUAUUUUAGUUAAUCUGGGCGUAUGCAGUAGAGUCGUUGUCUUAUAGUUUUUUUUUAAUGCAGCACCUAGCAUUCUUCUGUUGACUGCGGUAACUGUGAUAGUGUUGCCAUGAUUGUUUGUAGAUUUUAAGUGUACGAAGAAUAAAAAAUAAACAAUUUUG